This is a messenger RNA of Suncus etruscus (white-toothed pygmy shrew), 837 nucleotides long. RefSeq names its product TNF receptor superfamily member 4 (gene TNFRSF4). Lineage: Eukaryota; Metazoa; Chordata; Mammalia; Eulipotyphla; Soricidae. Gene Ontology annotation, biological process: inflammatory response. Bases 1 to 837 code for a protein of 278 amino acids. The transcript is spliced from 7 exons. Gene Ontology annotation, molecular function: tumor necrosis factor receptor activity; protein binding. The record is from RefSeq and is a predicted model, not a curated record.
AUGCAGACAGCUGGGGACCCGCCCUGGGUGCUGGGUGCAGCCUCGCAGCUCCUGUGCCUCCUGCUCCUGGGGCUGCCGCUGGCUGCGGGGGGCCCGCUGCACUGCCCGGGGAACACCUACCCGGGGGGCAACCGGUGCUGCCAGGAGUGCCGGCCAGGUUUUGGCAUGGAGAGGCGCUGUGACGCCCAGCGGGACACGCUGUGCCGACCCUGCCCAACGGGCUCCUACAACGACGCCUUCAACUACCAGCCCUGCCGGCCCUGCACGCAGUGUUUCCACCGAAGUGGAAGCGAGACUCAGCAGCAGUGCUCGCCCACACGCAACACCAUCUGCCGCUGCAGGCCAGGAACCGAGCCCCGGGACCCAUACAGGCUGGGAGUGGACUGUGCCCCCUGCCCCCCUGGACACUUCUCCCCUGGCCACCAGCAGGCUUGCAGGCCCUGGACCAACUGCUCCCUGGCAGGGAAGCCCACACUGCGGCCGGCCAGCAGCACUGAGGACGCUGUGUGCGAGGACCAGGAUUCCAUGGCUACGCUCCCGACUCACACCCCCAGCACCUCCACCAGCACCCUCAGGAGGACCAAGGCCUCGGCCUCCCAGACACCCUCUAGCACCUCCAGAGGGCCCCCUGGGGGGCUGCUCCCAGCCGGCCGUGCAAUGGCCCUGGGUCUGGGCCUGGGUUUCCUGGUCUCUGUGGCUAUCCUGCUGGUCCUUCUCCUGCAUUGCCAGCUCCAGAGGCGACUGCCCUGCAUCCCCAAAACCCCAGGUGGAAACAGCUUCCGGACCCCUGUUCAGGAAGAGCACGCAGAUGGCCAGUCCAGCUUGGCCAAGAUCUGA